AAGUUGGCUCCGAAUCCGAAAAUAAAAAAAAAGAAAAAACAUUUGUUGUUAAAAAUAAGUUUGUUUGUUAUUAAUUUUAAAAAAUUGUUAUUUAGUGUUAUUUAAAAUGAGUGUCAUUGCACGAGGGUUAAUGAGCAUUGCAAGGACAUGUCUGAGAACAACAAUGCAAGUACCUUCAACAACUUUGGCAAAGCAAUGUGUCAACAAUACAUUCACAGCUGGUUUUAUGGAAAUUAAAAGAAUGGGAUCAUCAUUGUUUCGUGCACAUAAAAUUGGAUAUUUUCAAAAACCACGUAAAUAUAGACAGCCACUUGGUGGUAAACCAUUUGCAAAAGGUGUUGUAUUAAAAACACUUAUUAAAAAACCUAAAAAACCAAAUUCAGCAAAUCGUAAAUGUGUGCUUGUAAGAUUGUCAACUGGAAAAGAAAUGGUUGCAUAUGUUCCAGGUGUUGGACAUAAUUUGCAGGAACACAAUAUUGUUUUAUGUCGUGUUGGAAGAGUCAAAGAUUGCAAUGGUGUAAAAAUAAAAUGUGUACGUGGAAAAUAUGACUUGGCUCAUGUAAUAAAACCAGAAUAAAAUUAAAUCUAAAAAAAAAAAAACUAUUAUAAAAUUAUCUAGAUCAACGAAAAAAAUUAAAUAAAUAAAAAAUAAAUUUUUUCUUGGAAAAAAAAAUAUAGUUUAAAAAUAAA
Messenger RNA from Aphidius gifuensis, 690 nucleotides. RefSeq names its product 40S ribosomal protein S12, mitochondrial (gene tko). Gene Ontology annotation, cellular component: ribosome; small ribosomal subunit. Gene Ontology annotation, biological process: translation. The record is from RefSeq and is a predicted model, not a curated record. The transcript has 4 exons. NCBI's taxonomy places the organism in Eukaryota, Metazoa, Arthropoda, Insecta, Hymenoptera, Braconidae. Bases 107 to 577 code for a protein of 156 amino acids. Gene Ontology annotation, molecular function: structural constituent of ribosome.